CUUUCGGAAAAACUGAUGGAAUAUGUUUACAAAUUAAAAUAUUGACAUUGAUUGUGGAUAUAUUAUAAAAGAUUCAUUCGUAUCUUUGAGAAAGGCUUAGGAAUUAAAUUACUUACAAUACCAAUAUGCCAAAUUAUCGUGCUAUGAAAGCGGAAUUUUUUACAAAAUUCAAGGAUUCCGUUAAAAAAGAUAAUCUCUAUGAGUUUCUUAAGGCUUCGAAAGCAAUUUUAUCAACAUGGAAAGAAAGUGAUUUCAAAAAUCUGAUUGAGCUGACGAUUCGAGAAGUUCUGUUAGAUUUCAUUAAAAGUGGAGCUGAUAUUGUACUUUUGGAAAGAGUUUUCCAAUUUUCAAUUGAUGCAGCUUUACAAGAUGCUGCUGCUGGUAAUAUACCAGUUCUUGUCAUUGGAGAUAUGUUUGAAUCCUCUACUAUUAUUGAAUGUGAAACAUAUUUUUCUUUUGUUGAAAGCAGAGUAGAUAUAUUCAAAAAGGAUAUAUUCUUUAAAGUAUGUAAGAAUCAUCUAUUGAGGUCUUGUAAUGAUUUACUGAAAAGGUUGUCUAGAUCACAAAAUACUGUGUUUUGUGGCCGAAUUCUUAUGUUCUUAGCUCAUAUAUUUCCUUUAUCAGAACGAUCUGGUUUGAACAUUAUAAGUGAAUUUAACUUGGAAAAUACCACUGCAUACAACACUAAUGAUGAUAUGUUCAAUGAUAUUGCUUCUGAAAAAGGUGAUGCAGCAGAAGAAGGAGAAAUUUCAUCACAAAAUCAGAGCUCUUUUGUAGUUGAUAAGAAUUUGUACCAGAAGUUUUGGUCGCUGCAAGAUUAUUUCCGCAGUCCAAAUACUUGCUAUAAUAAAAUGCAGUGGAGACAAUUCACUAAUUGUACAUCUGAUGUCUUAACUGUAUUUGGGAGCUUCAAAUCGGAUGAUGCAAAUUCAUCAAAAUGGAAGCAGGCAAAAUUGCCAUCGCCAAAUGGAUCUUGUGUUUAUUUUGCUAAAUAUUUGACAAGCCCUAAGUUAUUGGAACUGGAAUUGAGUGAUAGCCAUUUUCGUCGCUAUGUUUUAGUACAGUUCUUGAUUCUUUUUCAGUACUUAUCACUUCCAGUGAAAUUUAAACUAGAAUCAUAUGUAUUGACAGAAGAACAGCAAAACUGGGUUAAAGAAACUUCUAAGAAAAUAUAUAAAUUAUUGGAAGAAACUCCUCCAAAUGGAGAAGCAUUUUCUCGUGAUGUCCAACAAAUUCUUCAAAGAGAAGAAUACUGGAAUGCAUGGAAGAACGAAGGAUGCCCUGAUUUCAAACCCUUGUCUGAUAGAGCUGAAGUUGAAAAAAAAUUGACAAAACGACCCAUUGAAGAUAUUCAUACAUAUCCCAAUAAAAAAGCAAGUGCUGAAGUAACAAAAAUUUGGAACACGAAACCAAAUAACUGGGAAGCUUGCAGAUCUGCUAAAAGGAAUUUCGUUCCCUCUUUGGAAACUUAUUUUGGAAUAACUCCUAAAACUGAAGGUGGACAAGUAAUUCAGAAAAGAGAUACAACUGAUAGUAAAUAUACAUGGAAAGCUUUACGACUGUUGUGUAUGAAGUCACCAUAUAUUUUUACUGCCAAUUCAACUCCAGCUAAAAGUGUAUCCGAAUACUUGGACACUAUUAUACAAAAAGUAGCAAAAGAGAAACCUCAAAUUCAACAAGAUAAUAUGACUGUGGAGACAGCUGUGGCUGAAGAUGAAACAAUGGAAGAUACGAAUGAAGAUUUUUUUCCUAACUCAGAAGAAGAUUCCAAAGAUGAAGUAAAAAAAGAGAAUGUUUUGACAAAAGCUUUGAUCCAAACUAUAUCUAGUAAAUUACAAGAUAACUGGAAAACUCUUGCUGUAAAAUUAGGAUUCCAGGAUGAUGAAAUCGAAUAUUAUGAAACAUUUCCUGAUACAAAAGCACAGACUGAGCAAAUGCUGACUGUUUGGAUGGAAAGAGAUGGAAAUUUAGCCGCAUUUACAAAAAUCCUGCAAAGUGCAGGAUUAUUAAGUGGUGUAUUGUCAUUAAUUACCUCAUAAUUUUGGUAUUCUUCAUUUUGUAUAGAUAUCAUUUUGUAAAUAAAGUACUUUAUCAUGAU
This is a messenger RNA of Argiope bruennichi, 2098 nucleotides long. It is a transcript of the gene Hpr1, whose product is annotated as THO complex subunit 1-like. The record is from RefSeq and is a predicted model, not a curated record. Gene Ontology annotation, cellular component: THO complex part of transcription export complex. The transcript is spliced from 20 exons. Gene Ontology annotation, molecular function: protein binding. The coding region runs from base 126 to 2039 and encodes 637 amino acids. Gene Ontology annotation, biological process: signal transduction; mRNA export from nucleus; regulation of DNA-templated transcription elongation. Lineage: Eukaryota; Metazoa; Arthropoda; Arachnida; Araneae; Araneidae.